This is a messenger RNA of Amphibalanus amphitrite, 1245 nucleotides long. Its product is annotated as mucin-22-like. The transcript has 6 exons. The coding region runs from base 1 to 1245 and encodes 414 amino acids. NCBI's taxonomy places the organism in Eukaryota, Metazoa, Arthropoda, Thecostraca, Balanomorpha, Balanidae. The record is from RefSeq and is a predicted model, not a curated record.
AUGUCAGUGGAUACACCGCCUCCAUUCCGCUACCGUGCUCCCAGCAAAGUACACUACAUGGACACCGACUACCAGAAUAAAAUGGGCCCCAAUAUGGAGCCCUGGGCUAGCCCGGCUGGAGAGGAGGGAGAAGGACCUGCCGCCGGACAAGUGGUGAAGACGUUCCUCUCCGAGAGGCUGUCUGCUCACGCGAUACCGAGAAUCUUCAAAAGUCCGUCCAUGGUGGUGGACCAGACUCGUGUCCAUUUUCCAGCUGUGACCAUUUGCAGCCUGAACCCGCUGGUCAGAAGUCGAGCCAUGAACACACGGUGGAAGUCAGCGGCAGAAAUGGAGCCGUUCUACUCAGCUCCAGCUGAAGCUCCAACGACGCAGCAAACUUCCAUCCGUCGAAAAAGAGCGGUCGAGUCCACCACUACUGCCGCCUCUACCGGGUUCACCACUACCGCUGCUUCUACCGAAACCAGUUUCUAUUCGGAUAUGUAUGACUCGUACUCUACCAUGGACGGUUCUACCACAACCGGUGGAUAUGCUACGUCGUGGUACAGUACGGACGGCAGCGGUUCUACCAGUGACGGUUUCAGUGGAAGCACAGAAGGCAGUGGAUAUACGGACGGUUACAGUGGAUCCACGGAAGGUUACAGUGGAUCCACAGAUGCUUAUAGUGCAAGCACAGAUGGAGUGAGCGGAUGGGUUGAAGGUAGCGGAGAAGUCACAACAGCAUCAGGAACAACAUUCUCUUCAGAUCAAAGCACAACAAUAACGACUACCGAAGCGGCUACCGAAACGACAACUGAAACAACUACUGUACAGCCAACAACCGUCACAACAACAACCGAAACGACAACGGAAGCCACAACAAUCCAAGCUACUACAACCCAGCCGAGAACUACUACACAGACUACUACGACUACUACGACCACUACGACUACGACAGCAGCUUACACCACUACCGUGGCCUAUUCUUCACCGGAGUACAACGCUACAACUUCUUCCUACAACUGGACCAGUCAGUGGGAUUAUGAUCCGUCGUACAAGACUGAUUUGGAGGAUAAUCUACAGGAACAGUUCUACCAAGCCGACCUAGAAAACUUCACCACCGUGCUCCAAGCCAUGAAAACUGUUGACGGGAGUGAGAUAGCGGACGUUUUCACCCCAUCACGAGACGAGAUUCUCGAGGCGGGUGUUCGACCUGAGGAAUUCAUCACCUCGUGUAGUUUCGAUGGGGAGGCAUGCGAUUUCACGUAA